AUGUGUCGGACAGUUUUGAUUCUAGUGCUGGCCGUGAUAGUUGGUUGUGAAGCCAUCGUCACUGGUGGCGACCUAGAUGCCAUCAUGCAUCACUUGAAGAACUUGUAUGGAAGCGCAACAUCACCGAUACCGAACACUGAGGAGACGGUCGAGAGCUGUAUAACCAGCGACAGGCUGCCUGGGGAGUGCGUCAUAUACUAUCUCUGCAACAACAAUAAUACCGCCAACACUGAUGGCAGCAAUGUGAUCGACAUCAGAAUGCGUGAUGGUCCCUGUUCUUCCUACUUAGACACCUGCUGUCUGUCACCCAAUUUACGAAUUGAACCCGGACUUACACCCGAUCCUAAUUUUCAGGUAUGUAUCCAGGAAUAG
Messenger RNA from Parnassius apollo (apollo), 372 nucleotides. The record is from the annotation of a GenBank genome assembly. NCBI's taxonomy places the organism in Eukaryota, Metazoa, Arthropoda, Insecta, Lepidoptera, Papilionidae.